Molecule: messenger RNA, 888 nt
Organism: Geodia barretti
Lineage: Eukaryota; Metazoa; Porifera; Demospongiae; Tetractinellida; Geodiidae
Source: the annotation of a GenBank genome assembly
AUGCAAGGCUUUCCCAAGGACGAGUUCACCCGCUACGGCGGCCUGCGCAUGCACGUGCGGAACUGGGGUGGUGAGGGCCGCCCGGUGGUCCUGCUGCACGGGUUGGCCUCCACCUGUCGCAUCUGGGACCUGACGGCGCCGGUCCUGGCGCGGGACUUUUCGGUGAUCGCCGUGGACCAGCGGGGCCACGGGGACAGCGGCAAGUCGGAGAGCGGCUACGACUUCGCCAGUGUGGGAAAUGAUGUUGCUGCGAUGCUGGAGGGCCGCGGCAUUGAGCGCCCAGUGCUGGUGGGCCACUCCUGGGGCGCCGACGUGGCCCUGGAGCUGGCCGUGGCCCACCCCGGACUAUUGCAGGGCAUCGUGUUCGUCGACGGCGGAACCAUCGAUGCCUCGGCCCGCUACGACACGCUGGACGAUGCCCUCGUCCAGAUGGCACCGCCAGACUUCCGGGGCGUCACCCCUGCCCAGUUCCUCGAGCGCGUGCGCUCCGGCGGCCAGUGGGGCACGCUGAUAGGCCAGCAUGGCCAGCCUGCCGAAGAAAUCAUUCUGGCCAACUUCGAGACGCUGGACGACGGCACGCUGCGGGCCAAGCUCUCCCGGGACAACCAUCUGCGCAUCAUCGAAGCGCUGUGGGACCACCACCCCCGAGAUCUAUACCAGCGCGUGGCCUGCCCGGUGCUGAUGAUGCCCGCCCGCCAGCGAGAAAACCCGGACGCAUACGAGCGCACCCUGGCACGUUCGGAGUCCAUCGCGGCGGCAGAGAGCCUGCUGCCCAACAGCAAGGCAGUAUGGCUGGAGGACAGCAUCCACGAUGUUCCCGUGCAGCGGCCCGAGUUGGUGGCAGAAACCAUCCGCCAGCACAUCCAGUCGGGAUUUUUCGAUCAAUAG